This is a messenger RNA of Penicillium brevicompactum, 2250 nucleotides long. RefSeq names its product dipeptidyl peptidase DppV (gene dppV). The transcript is spliced from 8 exons. The record is from RefSeq and is a predicted model, not a curated record. NCBI's taxonomy places the organism in Eukaryota, Fungi, Ascomycota, Eurotiomycetes, Eurotiales, Aspergillaceae. The annotation marks the transcript as partial. Gene Ontology annotation, biological process: proteolysis. Gene Ontology annotation, molecular function: serine-type endopeptidase activity.
CUAUAUAACAACGAUCCCGAUGGAUGUCGACAAGCUCCCUGUACAUCUUCACUGAUCCGAGUCUACUUCGACAUGCGUACCUUUCAAUGGUCGGCUUUUGGGUCGAUGGUUGUUUCUGCAGUGGCUCUUACCCCAAAAGAACUAAUUGCAGCUCCGCGGCGAAGUGAUGCUGUUCCUAAUCCAUCUGGAGAAGUCGCGUUGUUUUCCACGUCUGAAUACUCCUGGGACACCCACGCAACAUCCUCGUGGUGGAGCCUGUUAGAUCUCAAGACUGGAAAGGUCACUCAACUCACUAACGACAGCAAUGUCUCUGAGCUGAUCUGGUCGGGGACCAGUGACUCGGGCCUUCUGUAUAUCAAUGGCACAAACGCCGAGAUCCCAGGAGGUGUUGAGAUCUGGGUUUCGGAUACUUCUAGCUUUGCCAAAUCCGCAUACAAGGCAGCAUCGCUCCCAGCGCCACUGUCUGGCCUCAAGACAGCAACCACCAAGUCUGGUGACAUCAACUUCUUGGUGUACGGAGAGUCCUAUGCCAAUGGAACUGCUUACAACGAAGAGCUUUCUGCCACUCCUUUGAGCUCUGCACGCAUUUAUGAUAGCAUUUAUGUCAGACACUGGGACUACUGGCUGACCACGAGGUUCAAUGCCAUUUUCUCGGGUACCCUGCAGAAGAAGAGAUCUGGACAAGGAGCCGCAACCACGUACACUUCCAGUGGAGCUCUCAAGAACCUUGUUUCAGGUGUCAAAAACCUCGAAUCGCCAUCCCCUCCAUUUGGUGAUUCUUCUGACUACGAUAUCUCUUCCAAUGGAAAAUGGGUCGCGUUCAAGAGCAAGGCCCCGGAAUUGCCACGUGCGAACAACACUGCCUCUUAUAUUUAUCUCGCCCCUCAUGAUGGAUCUAAGAAGGCUGUCGCAAUCAAUGGCCCUAAUAGCCCCGGCACUCCGAAGGAUAUCAAGGGUGAUUCCAGCAGCCCUGUCUUCUCCCCCGAUGGCCGUCGCAUUGCAUACCUUCAGAUGGAGGACGUUGCAUACGAGUCGGACCGACGCACAGUCUAUGUAUACACUGUUGAGUCCAAGGAGACAAUUCGCACUUUGGCCAAGGACUGGGAUAGAUCGCCAAGUGCUAUUAAGUGGACCGCUAAUGGCAAGGAUCUAGUCCUGAACACCGAGGACUCCGCGCGCUCUCGUUUGUUCUUGCUGCCCACUAACGCUGGUGAUGAUUUCAAGCCAAAGAACUUCACCAAUGGUGGCGCAGUCGCUGCCUACUACAGCCUGCCCAACGGCGAAUUCCUGGUUUCCGGAUCCGCUAUCUGGAGCAGCCGGACUGUCUACACAGCAAAGCCAGGAAAGGGCAUCACUGGUCUGGUAUUCUCCGCGAAUGCUGUUGAUCCUGCUUUGAAGGACUUGAGCCCUGCGGAUGUCAGCGAAUUUUACUACAAGGGCAACUGGACUGAUAUCCACGCCUGGGUUGUCUACCCUCCAAACUUCGACAAGUCGAAGAAGUAUCCACUUUUGUACUAUAUCCACGGAGGACCCCAGGGAUCUUGGGCUGAUUCCUGGAGCACUCGAUGGAACUACAAGGUCUUUGCUGACCAAGGAUACGUGGUUGUUGCACCAAACCCGACUGGUAGCACUGGAUUUGGAGAUGCACUCACUGACGCAAUUGCGAACAACUGGGGCAGCUAUCCGUACGAUGACUUGGUCAAGGGCUGGGAGUAUGUCCGCGAUAACUUCGACUUCAUUGACACCGACCGCGGCGUGGCAGCUGGCGCCAGUUAUGGUGGGUUCAUGAUCAAUUGGAUCCAAGGAAACCCUCUGGGUCGUAAAUUCAAGGCACUGGUCAGCCACGAUGGAACUUUCGUUGCUGAUGCGAAGAUCUCCACUGAGGAGCUCUGGUUCAUUGAACAUGAUUUCAAUGGCACCUUCUGGGCCAACCGUGAAAACUAUCGCCGCUGGGACCCAUCAUCUCCUGAGCACAUCUUGCAAUUCGAUACCCCCCAGCUGAUUAUCCACAGCGAGAAGGACUACCGUCUUCCUGUGUCUGAAGGCCUAUCAUUGUUCAAUGUCUUGCAGGAGCGUGGUGUCCCCAGCCGGUUCUUGAGUUUCCCAGAUGAGAAUCACUGGGUCAUCAACAAAGAGAACAGUCUUGUCUGGCAUCAGCAGGUUCUGGGAUGGCUCAACCACUACUCUGGGUCAAAUGGCUCUGUCAGUUUGGAUGACACGACAGUCCCCGUUGUGAACUAUGACCCUUAG